CCGUUGUUUUCCGGAGAGUGUAGCUAUGCAGCCGUGUUGCUCUUGAACGGAGCUCUCUUUUUCACUCCCGGGUAAAUUUACACCGACACAACGCCGUUCCUGCUUCUGUAUUUCAGCGGGGCACACAUGUUUCGCCCAGCAUAUGUCGUCUAUGCAGUCAUUUAGUCCCAAAAAAGUCUAGUUUUAGUUGCUGUUAAACUAUUCAAGCUAGCAGGAAGACACACAGUAGGGAUGUCGCGCGGUGAGCUGGAAAAGCUGGACCCGGCCGUUUUCCAAAAGCAGUUACACGGUCUCAAGUUUAACAUGGAAGAAGGCAAUAGUAAUCUAUGCAAUGACACGGAUUCAGACACAGCAGAAAAGAAGGAUGGUAUAGCCAAAUGGACUCAGGAAGAGGAUGAAAAUCUCAAAAUCCUGAUCAACAACUUUGGAAAAAAAGAUUGGAAAAUGAUUGCCAGUUUUUUACCAGGGCGGACAGAUCACCAGUGUGUGCACCGCUGGAAAAAGUAUCUGGAUCCUGAUAUAAUCAAGGGAUACUGGUCCAAAGAGGAAGAUGAAAUGAUUGUGAAGCUGGUGGGAAGGUACGGCACCAAACACUGGAGUAUGAUUGCCAAGCACCUCAAGGGGCGGCUGGGGAAACAGUGUCGUGAUCGCUGGCACAACCACCUCAACCCAAUGAUCAAGAAGAGCUCCUGGACCAGUGAAGAAGACCUCAUCAUAUACAAAGCCCACUCCAUUCUGGGAAACCGGUGGGCUGAGAUUUCCAAGCUCCUCCCUGGAAGAUCAGACAAUUCAGUGAAAAAUCACUGGAACACCACCAUCAAACGUAAAGCAGAGAUGGGCUGCUACAAAGAUGAAGCUGACAGUGUUUCACUGGAUAUCCAACAGUUUGUGGAAGGAGAGGUGGACUUCAAAUGUGAUGUUGUUUUAGACGCUGAGCCAGUAACGCCUGAAGUGGUCAAGCAGCAGAAGGAGCAUCAUAAAGUCAGGGAGAUGAUGUCUGUUCCACCGCCCCAGGCUUUGGUCUCCAAAAGGGAACUUUCCUCCUCCAGUUCAAAUCCCAGUCCUACACCCAGUCCUAGUCCUAGUUCCAGUUCUGGUGCUGUACAGGUGGAUCAGAAGAAGUACGCUGAUGCUGCCUUGAGGAUGAUUGCUGAGGACAUGCUGCCACUCAGUUUUGUUGAAGGCGCCGGCUUCAGGUCGUUCAUGAGCACCAUCAUGCCUGAAUGCACCAAGCUGUCCCAGCGGGCCAUGGGCCUGCAGCUCUAUGACGACGUGGAGAGAACCAUUAAACCUCAGCUCAUACGGGACCUCAAAGCCUGCCUCGUUAAAACCAAAGACAGUAAAAGUGCCAUUCAUGUCACCUUUGACCUGUGGACGGGGAAUCAAUCCCAACCAGGAGAGGAUCCCAUCGUCGUUGUGCAGCUCCACUUUGUCAGCGAUUCCUGGCAGAUCCGCCGUCCUGUUGUGGCCUUCCGUCACCUCACCCACAGAAACCUCAGCACUGCCGUGGCCCGGGAGCUUGAAGGCGUUCUGCUGAGCUAUGGAAUCUUUCCUGACAGCAUCGGCUAUGUCCUCGCUAACCAGGCUAAAGAAGCCCUGGCUGCAAACAACUUCUUCUGUGACUACAGGAUCAUGUGCUCCUCCAACAGAGGAGAGCCGGUUGGAGAUGAGAUCGUGACGUUUCUGUCGGACCAGAUGUCUGAAACAGAGUCCCCAUUUUCAGAGCUGCAGAUUGGAACCAGGACCACCUGUGUGGCCAGAACAUUGCAGACGGUGAUAAAAGACGCCCUGAAAACCUCCAGAUUAGUGGAGAACCUGCUGUCACAGGUGCACAAUGUGGUGGCUUUCUUCAAGAACAGCGCCUACUGGAGCGAGGUUUUGGUGAAGGAGUGCAACAUGUCUCUGUGCCCUCCGUCCACUAGCUGUCGCUGGAACUCCAUGAUGCUGUCGCUGCGUCGGAUGGUGCAGGAAUCUGCCUGGAGCGCCAUCAUGACCCUCCUGGCCCAGGCUCGGAUCGAGGCGUGCGAUGCAGCCAGCGCCCCGCCUCUGGUCAUGGUCAAGAGGGAGCAGGUGAUCGACAUCCUGGGUCUCCUGGAGCCCUUUGAGGAGGCUCUGCAGGUUCUGCAAGGAAACGGUGUGACCAUCUCCUUCAUCAUCCCUUCCCUGGUUGGCCUGGAUAAGACCUUAGAGAACCGUGUCACCAACUACACCCAUUUCAGUAAAGCCCUUCGCUCCGGCCUCCACACCCACUUCCAGUCGCUCAUUCACCAGAAGGACGUCGUACUGGCAGCAGUGCUCGACCCCAGGAUCAAACUGCAGCCUUUUCCUGAUGUCAAAAUGGAGGAGCAGACGGGUUUCCUAAUGCCUCUGUCAAAGCAUCAGGUUCGCAGCCUCGUGGAAUCCUCCGUAGAAAGCCUGGAGUCCUCGGCUGUUCCCACUGUGGAGGCAGAUAAAGAGCAGAAGAAGGAGCAGGAUGCAGAAGAAGGAAGCCAAUCCAACGCUGUAACAGAGUUAUCCGAUGGCAGCUCAGACGACAACAACUGUGGUGAAGUCAGUCAGAACGACCUCAAGCGGAAGUCCAUCUUCAACUUCCUGCAGCCGCCUGCCAAGACGAUGAAGACGUCGGAGCUCGAUGUGUAUUUAUCUGAGCCACUGCUGGAAACCACCUCCAGUCUCCUGUACUGGAGAUCUGCUAACCGGCUGCCCCGGCUCCAAGGCAUCGCCAAGAAGCUGCUGGCGGUACCGGCCACCUCCGGGGGCUUCGACCGGCUCUGUCCGAUGGCAGCGUGCAUCGUCAGAGCCAAGAGGAACCGCCUUCCUCCUCACACCACAGAGAGGCUGCUCAUUUACAAGAACUCUGUGAAGACCAAGACCGUUAAGAAGCCCAACAGGGUCGCUAAAAACUGAGAGAACACUUAAACUCUGCUGUUACUUUAAUAAGCCAACAAAAUACCUCUUCCACUGGAAUAAACCAAUGAAGUUCAUAAUGAGAAUUUCCUUAUGCCUCAGACAAAAUAGCAUUUCAGUCUAACAUAGAAUUAAGAUCUGUGGAAAUGUAAUUCCAAGGGUGCAUUAAGAUCCCUUUAAAAAUGAUAUUUUUAUUGGCACUGUUCAAACCAUAAGUUCUUCUGAAGACCUUUUGCUGCUGUUGCCUUUAAACACACAAGCAAAAAAUGUAAAAUCUUUCCUGAUAUGCAGGAGUUAAAAUAUUCUUUAAAUGUCUCUGCUAUGUUUUCCAGUCUGAUAGAUCAAAUUCAACAAUAAAUAUCAAACACCAACUUGUUUCUUUUGCAGAAAUGUUGAAAUUGGACAUUUAUUUCUCUAUUCUUUGGCUGGUAGUUGAUUCUAUCAGUGAAUGGCUGGUCAGCGCCUACAGCAGAAGGUUAAAGUAACGUAUAUUUUCCAGCUAAACUACAGGAGUGAACGGCACAUUUUUAAAAGUGCUUCUUCCUAUUCAUUAAUUGUAGCUUCUUAUAUUCUGCACACAAUGCAAACAGGCUGUGUUUGGGCUUUAAACUGAAGGACACACAGGAACUUGUCUGUUUUUUGUAAAAGCGUUCUGUAUUUUAUUAGUCUUUGACAUGUUUAUGUUCAUGUAUUUGUUGAAAGGAGCUGCAAUGAAUGAUUUUUGCUCUGAAUUAAAUUGUAGUGAUGAGUUCUGAGUAGCAGUUGGACGUUAGUCAGUUUUUUGCAUUUAUUUUCCAACGGUUCACAUUGAAUGACAACUAAUGAGUUGAUUUUUCAUAUUGUGCAAAUAAACAGCAGUUUGUCUUCUUUGA
This is a messenger RNA of Amphiprion ocellaris (clown anemonefish), 3779 nucleotides long. RefSeq names its product v-myb avian myeloblastosis viral oncogene homolog-like 2a (gene mybl2a). The transcript has 13 exons. Lineage: Eukaryota; Metazoa; Chordata; Actinopteri; Pomacentridae. The record is from RefSeq and is a predicted model, not a curated record. Gene Ontology annotation, biological process: regulation of DNA-templated transcription. Bases 232 to 2907 code for a protein of 891 amino acids. Gene Ontology annotation, molecular function: RNA polymerase II cis-regulatory region sequence-specific DNA binding; DNA-binding transcription factor activity, RNA polymerase II-specific; protein dimerization activity. Gene Ontology annotation, cellular component: nucleus.